Punica granatum (pomegranate) is the source of this 3575-nucleotide messenger RNA. The record is from RefSeq and is a predicted model, not a curated record. Lineage: Eukaryota; Viridiplantae; Streptophyta; Magnoliopsida; Myrtales; Lythraceae.
UCUGUUCUGUUUAGGUGCGAGGGAGGGAGAGGGAGAAAAGCGACCCAGUGGGAGACGACGCCAUUGCUGUCGUCUUGCUUUUCACACCUUUGAUGAUUCGAUUCCAAAGUCCCUCCCUAACUUAACUAUGUCCGCUGGCUACCGUUUUCCGUGAUCGUUGGGAACUGUAACAACAACAACAACAACAACAACGGACCCAGUCGUCGUCUCCUACUCUUCCUUUCACACUCUCUCCCUCUCCUCCGCAGAACCCCUCCACCCAUCAAUGGAAGAAAACCCCCAAAGCUCAGAUUUUUCCGUAUAAGCUCUCUCUGAUUGUUCCCUUUUCAGCAGCAGCUUCACGUUCUCUUCUGGGUCUCUGAUUAGGAAUGCCCACCCGUGAUUUGACUGUCUUUCAUACUUCCCCCAUCGCUGGAAAAAAGCUCACCCCUUUUUGUUCUUGCUUGAACUGAGCUCGCUUCCCCCCCUUGCAAUGACGGAGACGGGCAAGAUGAGGCUGGUCCGGUGCCCCAAGUGUGAAAAUGUGCUGCCCGAGCUCGAGAACUACUCUGUUUACCAGUGCGGCGGCUGUGGGGCUGUGCUCCGAGCGAACAACCAAAACCUUGAGUCGAGUUCUCCGUUAGAACAGUCUGCUGAAGUGAGGAAUACGACUGUCCUAGAAGAAUCGGAAAAGGUUCACCUGUGUGAUGCCGCUGAUGUGGAAGUUAAAUCAAGUGUUAGCUUGUUGAACUGUGAUGGAAAAGUUCCCGAGAUGAAUGGCUUAGCCCGUCACGAGAAUGGCACCGGUGAGUUGGAAGGUAGUCCAGAAACACAGGAUAUUGGUACCGGGCAUAAACCUGAUGCCAAAGAGACUGGAAUGAGUGGAGAAAAUGGAGAUCAUAGUUCUCAAGUUGGAUCCUUGAGCAGCCCUCAUAUGUCACAACCGCUGUUUGAUCGCCGGGCAACGGAGACAAGGGCGAAUAUGGCACAAUUUCAAGAUCAAAAUCUUCGGAAUAACGUCCAUAAAGCAAGGUUUUCAACCUCACAGUAUCCUCAUGAGGUCCCCUCAUGUCCAAAACCAAGAAGUUUUUCUUAUAGUCAGGAGCUGCCGUCUCAAAGACCUCUAGGUUUGGACCGGGAAAAAAGAGUUCAAUUCCUUGAAGAUGAUAGAGCUGAACUUCUCAGGAAGCUAGAUGAGCUGAAGGAUCAACUAACCCGGUCUUGUGAUGUGGCUGCUGACCCCAGAGAAAAGGCUCCUUCAGUUAGGAGGACUUUCAGUUCAGACACUUAUGACGGUCCUAAUACGUGGGUUCCCAAUGCAUGUCCGAGUUCCAAUGGACCCUCGAAACAGUUUUUGGGCCAUGAAACACAUGCCUCUCCUAAUGUAAGCCGUUACCAAGAAUUUUUCCCUCGUAACCCAAAUCCUUUUCCUGCUUACCAUGGGCCCUCAAGUUCCCGAGUUCUCAGAACAGCUCCAGGACAAUGCCAUCAGCCACAAUGUCACCCCUACGAUCGCAGGCCCGAUCUAUGUGACGAUGCGGAGGCUUGCAAGCCUUUCCCUCGUCGAGAAAUCCUUCAUCAGCCUUCCUGCUCAUGUUUCCAUGGCUGUGGAAAACAGCAUGAGAUUUUUCUCCCGCUGCAAUCUGAAGCAUUUAGCAAGAACCAGUUCCUCGAUGUCACAAAAAAUAAUUUCUUCCCCCCUGCUGAAAACUCCAGUUUAUUUGGUUCACACUACCAUAACAUGCGAUCAGCUGUUCCCCUUCGCACAUUGAAUUCCCACGAGCCACAACGCCAAAUCAGAUUGCCAAGUGGCCUCAACUCUAGAAUGCGUGGCAGUUUUGGUCAUCUCCCUCCGCGAGGGAUGGCCAUGGCCAGUAAUUCCCGCCGUGAACGCCCCAUAGCUGGUGGAGCUCCAAUUAUAACAUGCUGCAAUUGUUUUGAGCUGCUGCAACUACCGAAUAAAGUAAUGCGCACGCCCAAAAUUCAACAGAAAAUACAGUGUGGGGCCUGCUCAGCUGUGAUAAGUUUCAAAAUCGUGGGUAGGAAACUUGUUCUUCCUUUCCAUGAAGAAGCACGAACAGCUGAGGAAGCGGAAGGUUUCAUCCAUUCACGCAGUCGCAUUAACAGGGGUACUGCUAAUUUCUCCUCGGAUGAUUUUGAUAACUCUGGCUAUGAAUUUCAUGCAAUGGACAGAUUGCCUGUUAAAUCAUCAGCAAACAACUUAAGCCAGAGCAACUCCCAGGAAACAGAAAGCCUGCCUUCAUCAUCGCCAAGCAUCACAAACGAUGAAAACAAUCCUAUAGAUACCAAUUCCCUUCAGCGGCCAUUUAGACCGGCUCACUCUCCCCCACCUCCGGGGUCACCACUCCAAGAGCAUUUUGAUUUCUCCUCCAAUAAUCAGACAGGGAACCGAUUCGGCAAGGGAAACAGAAGCAGCCGAUCAGAUCAUGAGAAGGCUUUGCCAAGCAAGACAACCAUGCGGCAAAAUUCUCUGAAUGAGGCAUCAUUAGUGACUGAGUUGGAUGUUUCGUACAAUGACUACUCGAACACCGGCUGUUCCCAAGAUUCGGGGUAUGGCAGCAAAGAAGAUGAUCAGCCCCAAGUCACGAAGGGGAAUGGAGAAUCAUUUCUUGCUAAUUUUAUCAAGAAGAGCUUCAAGGAUCUUGCCAGGAGCAAUCAAGCUUCUGGACAUGGCAAGACGAGUGUCUCUAUUAAUGGGCAUCCCGUGCCUGCUCGUGUUGUUAAAAAAGCUGAGAAGUUUGCUGGACCGAUUCACCCAGGGAACUACUGGUAUGAUUCCCGAGCUGGAUUCUGGGGUGCGAUGGGUGGGCCAUGCCUAGGAAUAAUCCCGCCAAAUAUUGAAGAAUUUAACUACCCGAUGCUCGAUAACUGUGCUGGUGGAAAUACAGGAGUUUUCGUGAAUGGCAGAGAGCUGCAUAAGCAAGAUCUGGAUUUGCUUGCUACCAGAGGUUUGCCUACUGAUAGUAAUAGAUCUUACUUAAUAGAAGUCUCUGGACGCGUCUGGGAUGAAGAUACCGGCGAAGAGCUUGAUUGCCUUGGUAAACUCGCUCCUACAGUCGAGAAGGUGAAGCAUGGUUUCGGCAUGAAAGUUCCAAGAGCUGCUGCACAGUGAGGUAUUCCCAAGCUUAUGGUUACCAAUCUGCAUGGUCUCAGCAACAGUGCCUGAAGGAAGUCCUCCUACGUAUCGAUUCAUCAGUUCGUUGGCAUCAAAAAUUUGUUUCUUCUGAAGCUAAUCCAUACAGCAUUAUUAGAAACAAUACAGUAAGGUGGUGUUGUCUUAUUGUUGAUACCUAAAGGGCAGUUCCCUGUUUAGACUAUGCUCAAAAGUAGGUAAUGCUGUAAGAGAUUUGCCUAGCUCGAUUACGGGAACUGUUGGAGCUGCUCAUCUGCUUCUCGGCAUCCGUCUGUGAAGAUCUUGUUUUGUAGCUCUCUGAUAGUUGUUCUUGGUAAGCAUGUCACAGUUCAGUUUGUUCUUUAGCUUUAGGAAGAACGAGUUAAGCUUUUCUGAGGUCGAGUUUGUAAUGUUUGAGGCUGUUCAAUCCCAUGCUGCAAGUUCAAUGUAUUCUGCAUUAAAA